AUGGAUGACAGCGGAAUUAACAAGGAGCUGAAGCAGAAAUUAAACUUCUCUUGUUGUGAAGAAGAGACUGGGAAGGAGGCGCAGGAGAAAGAACAAGAGCCCCUGGAAGCCCAGAGUCAGACCCCAGAGAAGUCUGAGUUGCAGGCGGCAGAGGCAAAGCUUACCCCUCCCAGGACUCCCCUUCAGAACAUCCAUGGACUCAGCACGGCUCAGGGGAAGGACAGAGUGAGUCCAGAUCCGAAGUUGAGGACUCCAGAUCUGAUGUUGAGGACUCCAGAUCCGAUGAUGAGGACUCCGGUGUCAGGCCCUUCCAGGUGUCCCGAAACACCAGCCCCAAUAGACAAGAGAAUGUCACAGCACCAUGGCAGUCCCUUCACGCCCAAGACCCAGCUGAGCCCCACAGCAGUCUCUCCAGCAGGGAAGCUCUCCUCCCGGAGCUCCAAGCACCUGAGGCUCACGCCUGUGUCCUUUGUGAAUGAGAUGACCUCAUUGGCUCUGGUCAAUGUCAAUCCCUUCACCCCAGAGUCCUACAGAAAGUUAUUCCUUCAAUUCAGUGGCAAGAGGAAAAUCAGAGGAGAGCCUGAGGAAGCGAGUCCACAGGAAGGCAUGGUAGAACAAGAGCUGCCUGCCAAGAGGUGUGUCCUACGAGAAACCAACAUGACUUCCCGCUAUGAAAAGGAAUUCUUAGAGGUAGAAAAGAUUGGGGUUGGGGAGUUUGGUACUGUCUACAAGUGCAUUAAGAGGUUGGAUGGAUGCAUUUAUGCAAUAAAACGCUCGAUGAGACCUCUCACAGGAUUCUCAGAUGAGGAUUCGGCUUUGCGUGAGGUGUAUGCUCAUGCUGUGCUUGGACAUCACCCCCAUGUGGUGCGAUACUACUCUGCGUGGGCAGAAGAUGACCACAUGAUCAUUCAGAACGAGUACUGCAAUGGUGGGAGCUUGCAGGCUGCCAUAUCUGAAAACAAGAAGUCCGGCAAUCAUUUCCAAGAGCCCAAACUCAAGGACAUCCUUCUGCAGAUAUCCCUGGGGCUCAAGUACAUCCACAGCUCCGGCACGGCGCACCUGGACAUCAAACCCAGUAACAUCUUCAUUUGUCAUAAGAUGCAGAAUGACUGUCCUGCAGCCCCAGACGAGAUUGAAAAUGAGACGGAUUGGUUUCUCUCUGCCAAUGUGAUGUAUAAAAUUGGUGACCUUGGCCAUGUGACAUCAAUAAGUAAACCCAAAGUGGAAGAGGGUGAUAGUCGCUACCUGGCUAAAGAGAUUUUGCAAGAGGAUUAUCGGCACCUUCCCAAAGCAGAUAUAUUUGCCUUGGGAUUAACGAUUGCAGUGGCUGCAGGGGCUGAGUCGUUACCCAUCAAUGGCGUUGCCUGGCAUCAUAUCCGCCAGGGGAAUCUUCCAGACAUUCAACAGACACUCUCAGAAAACUUUUAUAGUCUGCUCAAGACGAUGAUCCACCCUGAUGCUGAGAAGAGACCUUCUGCAGGGACUCUGGCCAGAAAUCAAGUCCUGUGUCCCUCCCUGGGGAGAACAGAAGAGCUCCAGCAGCAGCUUAACUUGGAAAAGGUCAAGACAGCCACACUGGAAAGGGAACUGAGAGAAGUCCAGCAGACCCAGUCCCCCAAGGAAGACACUCACCCCGGUGAGCCUAAGGAUUCGGGCGCUCACUCAGGAUCAAGAAGCGCCAAACACCUGGUGGGAGGAAAGAGCACGAGGUCUUCAAGCUUCACCUUUGGGAACUCCUGAGGGGAUACAGUUUCAUUUUCCCUUUUCUCAUUCCUAUAAGAACUCAUUUCACAUCAGCCAUCCUUCCACUCUGUAGCUUCUAGAAAUGGAUAUUGACUAUCCCAACCUGCCUCUGAUGACCUGGAAACAUUAACCAACUUGAACGCCCUAAGAUUUCAGGAGCCACUCCUAAUUGAGCAUUCCCAGCCAAGACCCUAAGGCUAUCACGGCUUCUUAUUAGCAGUCAUCCCCAGUACAAUCAUUGGUAGCCAUUUCUCUUCUCUAUUGUUAUAUUCUCAACACUACCUUUGAAAAAUUUAUUCAUGUCUCACAUUUGUUGAUAUACAAAGGGAAAUCAUGGGCCUCAAAACUGAAAGGAAAAAAGGAAGUAGCCCUCCGCGUGGCCUAUGGACCAAGAGGUUGCUGUUGCCAUUACCCACCAAGGAUCCUGGGCACUCUGGCG
Molecule: messenger RNA, 2182 nt
Organism: Trichechus manatus latirostris (Florida manatee)
Lineage: Eukaryota; Metazoa; Chordata; Mammalia; Sirenia; Trichechidae
Gene: WEE2
Product: WEE2 oocyte meiosis inhibiting kinase
Exons: 11
Coding region: 1-1740 (579 amino acids)
Biological process (GO): negative regulation of G2/MI transition of meiotic cell cycle; mitotic cell cycle; regulation of meiosis I
Cellular component (GO): cytoplasm; nucleus
Molecular function (GO): magnesium ion binding; ATP binding; non-membrane spanning protein tyrosine kinase activity
Source: RefSeq, a predicted model, not a curated record